Rhincodon typus (whale shark) is the source of this 4501-nucleotide messenger RNA. It is a transcript of the gene mmp28, whose product is annotated as matrix metallopeptidase 28. Gene Ontology annotation, biological process: proteolysis; extracellular matrix organization; collagen catabolic process. Gene Ontology annotation, molecular function: zinc ion binding; metalloendopeptidase activity. The transcript is spliced from 8 exons. NCBI's taxonomy places the organism in Eukaryota, Metazoa, Chordata, Chondrichthyes, Orectolobiformes, Rhincodontidae. The coding region runs from base 283 to 1893 and encodes 536 amino acids. The record is from RefSeq and is a predicted model, not a curated record. Gene Ontology annotation, cellular component: extracellular matrix.
AUAACUGCAGUUGGCUCAUAUUCUUUCUGAUUACUGUCCCUCCGCAGCCAAAAGGCGCACACACCCCUUGGCAUUCCGGCUGCUUGUAAAGUCAAGCACCGAGUUGUUGAACAGAGAACUCUGACCGACUCUGGUGUAAUUGAGAGGAAAACAAGUGGGGUUCUUCUCCAGCUAGCUGCACCUCUUCUCGAAAUGACUGCACAGAUUUCACUUGAACGACUCAACCAAUUACAAACCAACCCGCUACUGUGAACUGUCUUGUAUUUCUGAGGGUAGGGGCGCAUGAUGACUUUGCAACAUUCGCUCCGGCGACCCUCAACCUUGAGAGUACUGGGUGCUGUACUCCUCUUCAUUCCCUGGAGUCCGUGUGCCCCCGUGGAGCAGGAACCCGACAGGACUGCAGCAAGAGAACGUCUGCGACUCCAAGCAACAGUGGCAUUCUUAGAAAAGUACGGCUACCUGGAACCUGGCCCUCCUGAGGAACUGAGUUUAGCUCAGGUCAAAGAGGCAGUAAGGAAGUUCCAAUGGAUUUCUCACCUCCCAAUCAGCGGUGCCCUGGAUGAACCCACAGUGCAGCAGAUGAUGGAGCCACGGUGCGGGGUCAAGGACAUUGGAAGCCAAAGGGCCUGGCAAGAACAUGUGGAAAACCUCUUCCUGGGUCGAGCCACCAGGCAAAGCCGAACCAAACGUUACUUACGACAAGGAGAGAAAUGGUACAAGCACCACUUGACGUACAAGAUCAUAAACUGGCCAAAGUACUUGGAGCAAAGCCGGGUGAAGAUGGCGGUGAGAACAGCCUUUGAGCUGUGGAGUAACGCAUCGCCGCUGACCUUCUGGGAAGUGAUGGAUGGCCCUGCAGACAUCCGCUUGGCGUUCUACCAGGGGGAGCACAAUGAUGGAAUUGGCAAUGCUUUCGAUGGACCAGGUGGUGCCUUGGCACAUGCCUUUUUCCCCAGAAGAGGCGAAGCUCACUUUGACAACGACGAGAGGUGGUCUCUCAACCGGGGCAAAGGGAGGAACCUGUUCAUCGUCACGGCCCACGAGAUUGGCCACACCCUGGGCCUUGAGCACUCUCCUGUUAAAAACGCCUUGAUGUCUCCAUUUUACAAAAAGUUGGGCCGAGACUUCCUCCUCAGCUGGGAUGACAAGAUGGCCAUUCAGAAACUGUAUGGGGAACCACUGCAUGAUCCUGUGCAUCAACUGCCAGGAGAGUUGUUCACCUUCUUCCAGAAUCCGGCGGAACAUGCCAUGCCCGGAAUCCCAUCGGAUAACCGUCUGCCUCCUUCCUACUGCCAGACCCACUUCGACACCCUCACUAAGGACCUAAAACAAAAUAUUUACAUAUUCCGAGGAGCUGAUUACUGGAAACUGUCAAAAGACGGGAAUAUAAAAGGACCUCUGUCGUUGCAGAAAAGUUGGCCUGAGCUGCCCUCAGCUAUUGAGGCAGCUGCUGUGUCGGAUAAGGAAGGGAAAUUCUACUUCUUCAGAGGGGGCCGUUGCUGGAGGUACGCUGGGAAUCAUCUGGACAAGGGCUUCCCGAUGAAGGUCAAGGCCAUGGGUCUGCCUCGCCACCCAGACGCAGCUUUCUACUUCCCGCCACUGAGCCACGUGGUAAUUUUCAAAGGGUCAAAAUACUAUGUCCUGAACGAAGAGCUGAUGCAGGUGGAACAGUAUUAUCCUCGGACACUCAGCGAUUGGAAAGGGGUCCCCAUUGGCAUCAAUGGCGUCUUCACCUGGAAUGAGAAGCGAACCUAUUUCUUCAAAGAUGAGACUUACUGGAAGUUUGACAACAGCAGACUCAAGGUGCUGCACCAGGGCAAGUGGGCAAAGGAACUGGAGUGGGCUGGCUGUUAUCACAGGAAUGGAACGGAACCUGGGAGCCUGAAAACGUGACGCAAGCAGAACAUGGUACUCAAACAGCGCUCCUUUCUGGAGGCGUGAGAUUUUCCUGCUCUUGUGAAAACUAGUGUUUGGAGCUACAGCACACCACAGGGAGAAAAUAACACAAUGAGAGGCUACAGAGGAAACCCAAACACAAUGCAGGAGACCACACACCUCUGUCAUAUAGACAAGGGUAUUAAAUAACUCAAGGCACAUUCAUAGGAUAUCUGAUUCCCCUAAUGCAGGAACAUGAAAGAACAUUCAAAAAACAGGCAUGGCAUAUCCAGUACCGCAAACAUAUUGACAGAGGAUAGAGUACCCCCACACCCAGUAAGAGAAAAGGAAAGCACACAGAAAGGGUAAUUUUUCUACAUGCUGUUAACUCAACGUUAUCACAAUAACACAGCUCUUCCUUGGGGCUUUUCCCUAUCUGGUCGGUGCUUUGUAACUACAAAUCUUAAUUUUUUUUAUCAAGAGCCUCCCGCUCGCUGAGUAGGCUUCAGACUAAUCCACAUCCAGUAACCUGCUGUGAAAACUCUGCUCACAUUUUGACAGUUCAAACAAAUUCCACAGCAGCGGCUCAGACAACCUACAACGUUCUAAAAGAUAGUUGAUGUGCCGUUUCUCCUAAUGUUAAUGGAUCCAUGGGGACAUAGAUGGGGAAACAGGCCCUUCGGCCUAACUUGUCCAUGCUGACCAGGUUUCCUAAACUGAACUAGUCCCAUUUGCUUUAAAAUAUUCCAGAAUUCAGAUCUGACCCUUUGCAAAAACCUCUUCAGUUCCUACCUGGCUCAUAUCUUGCCUGUGUAUCAGUUCUUGUUGCAAAGUGACCAUUAGUUUUGGAGAUAAAUUGUCCCAGCUCUCCCAAUAGGAAGAUGGGCAUUGCAGCAUGUGCUGGAACUAUGCCAAAGUGCCAAUGUGGCUGACCCAGUGGGAAUUAUUUGUGAAGUUAAAACUUCUCAUAGGCCAAUGUUUAGAACCCCCUGAAAGGGUCUCCAACUCUGAGUUAGAGUUACAGACUUUGGUCGGGGGGGGGAGGGGGUCUGUGGUUUGACAUACUUAGCUUAAUAGUUACUCAGGGAAAGACCUCCUGGUUGACUCUAAAGCUGACCUAUCGACAACUCACCACACGUGACAGCCCCAUCCUAGAUUUGACCUCAAUCCGACUUCUCGCUCUCUCUACCUGACCUCCCAUGACCCGAUCCUUCACUCCCUCUGUCUGUCACCUCACCCUAUAGCUUAGGAGGAAGGUAUAGAGUACCCUAUACAGAAAAACGAAAGUAUAAAUUACCCUACAUGCAAGAAUGAGGAUAUACAGCACCCUACACAAGGAUGAUAGAAUAAAGUUCCCUAUAUAUUAGGAUGAAGGUGUAGAUAUCCUGUACACAAAGAUGAAAGAACAAAGUAUCCUGUACAUAGGGGUGAGAGUAUAGAGUACCCUGUAGUCAAAGAUAUGGGUAUAGAGUAACCUAUACAUAAGGAAAAGCGUAUACAGUAUGCUAUACACAAGGAGCAUAUGGAGCUCCCUAUACAUUGGGUGAGAUUAUAGAACACCCUAAAUACAAAGAGCACACUGUACACAGGAUACAGUAUAUUGCCAUGUUGAGGUUAGAGCUACCUGACCUUUCAAUCCUCUGUGCAAAUAUCAAUGUAUCAUAGGCCAAACUGUAAAGCCACCUGUUCAUAUAGUCUCUCAAUUCUUCAAAACAAAGGCAGAGGGAAAGGGCAGAAAAUGCAAGCUGAAUUUUGUUUAGUUUCACUGGUAAUUGUUUAAAAUAACUUUACCUCACAUCCUAUUAUUGGUUAUCAUUUAUACUGUUAUCUACACUGAUAUCCUAUCCAUAUGUAUUUGUAUGACAGUUUAACAGUAAUCUUUGGAGCUUGCUGACAGUGCUGCAAAUUGGGACAACAUCACAGAAUCUUCACUCACUGUGAGCGUUACUCCCUCUAUGUCGCUGGGGAGAGAGUUGGGGGGUGGUCAGCUCUUCCUUGACAUAUUUCCCACGGUUUCAUCACGUGACCCAGUGCCUCUGAGAGCCACACCCCCACCCUCCUGCCAUUGGUGGCUGGACACACCCAUCCCCAAUGGGGGACUGCCUUCCAACAGCCAAUAGGAAAGUGAAAAGUUGGUUGGAUAAUUCUUAACAAUCAGCAAAUGCUAAUAAGCAAAAAAUAAUUCAAAGGAAAGGGAGGAAGAAACGUAUGAGUUUUAAAGCCCUGAUGAUAACCCCCAGGUUUGUUCGCAACUUUGUCCUGAAAAUGUAUCACUCAAUCACAGAGAUUCCAGGCCAUUCCUGCGGAAUAGGCAGACCUAAGGUCAGGGUAUGUACAGCAACACAGGUCUAAUCAUUUGUCCUUUUUGCUCAACCAAAGUUUUGAUGAGGCUGUGUAUUUAUGUUAAUCAUUCUGAGCUGUAAUUAAACCAAAACUGCCUUCUAAGAAUGCAAUUUCUUCUGUUUCAGCCACUCUUCACUCAAUGAGAACUGCAACCGAUCAAACCAUGAACCCAAUCGCUUGUAGUCAUAGUCACACAGCACAGAAACAGACCCUUCGGUCCAACCAGUCCACAGCGAACAUAAUCCCAAACUAAACUAGUCCCCCGUCGCCUGCUCCUGGCCCA